This is a messenger RNA of Puntigrus tetrazona (Sumatra barb), 2971 nucleotides long. Its product is annotated as RING finger protein 145. NCBI's taxonomy places the organism in Eukaryota, Metazoa, Chordata, Actinopteri, Cypriniformes, Cyprinidae. Gene Ontology annotation, cellular component: endoplasmic reticulum; endomembrane system. The coding region runs from base 339 to 2366 and encodes 675 amino acids. Gene Ontology annotation, molecular function: zinc ion binding; ubiquitin protein ligase activity. The record is from RefSeq and is a predicted model, not a curated record. The transcript is spliced from 11 exons.
ACGGAAGAAGACGGGGAGGACGGGAAGUGUGUUUUGCAGCUGACUGACGGUAGUUUCUAAACAGUGUGCGGUCAUGACAGGUGUGGAAACGGUGUGUUUUUGAGGAUAAACUGUGCCGAGGCGCUUUAGUUUUGAGACGAAUAACCGGCGAGGCGCCAUGAUGCUACAGACACACAGACUGGAGUUUUCAGAUCGGAUCUACUAGCCUCAGCAAACAAUGUCCUUUCGUUUUCAAGAGGAGCUCCAACCAGGAGAAGAACACAGGAGCAUGAUGCUAUGACAGAUAAUGUCAUGAUGUGACAGCCUUCCUACCAGGUGCUUACCGUGUCCGUGUUAAGAUGCCACGACUAGAGGAGGUAGCUAAUGUCGUCCUCAGGGUGCCCAGCAUCUUGGUGUUGGACAUGCUGUAUAAAUGUGACAUUGACAGCUUCACGGAUCACCUCAAAGCAAGGACAGAAGAUAUGCUCUUCAAGUACAAAUAUGUCAUCUGGAACAUAUAUUAUUUGGGUCACGUAGUGAGCACCGUGGUGCUGCUUUUGCCACUUGGGCAUAUUAUCCAGCUCUACCUGCAUGUUCUCUGUGCCCUGCUGCUUUACAUGGGUCAUCAGAUCGUCAGAGAUUAUGUAAGAGAUGAAGCUCGGUAUGGAUAUAAUGGUGCACUCUUUCUGGACUCUCCGGCAUUGAACCGCUUCGUGACCGCACUCACCAGUCAGAUAAUAGUCAGUACGCUGUGUGCGUUCCUCAUGCGGACUCAGCGCGUGUGGCUGUUCUCAGCACACUUGCUCCCUCUCCUGGCCCGUAUGGUGUCUGUCCCUCCGGACUGGCUCCUCACGCUGUCCUCUGUGUCCAUGAUGAUCACAGGGGCCGAGGUGUCCGUCUUCCUCCUCGCAAACCUCUUUGUGCCGUACAGACUGGCCAGAGCCGCCUACAGAGAGAUAAUGGCAAUAGAGGUGACUGAGCUGUACAGACUGAUGGCAGUCGGGGUGUCCCUCUGGCAUGGCUUUGCUGUGCCUGUAUUGUUUAGUGUUUUCUGGUUUGUGCUGUUCGGAGUGCAGCUUGUUACCAAUUAUGGAACUAUCACUGCUGUCCAACAGGGUCCGCUACUCUACCUCCUCACCAGUGUGUCUGAAUGCUGUGCUAGCCCGUACUCCCUGCUCGGCUUGACGUUUGUGGUGUCUUACGCGGCUCUGGGACUUCUGAGUCUCUGUAAGUUCUACCUUGGAGGAUUUAAUGCCCUCCAGAACCAUAAUGUCAUGCACAGGGGCGUGACAGAAGGAGUGACUCUGCUGCUGUUGGCCCUGCAGACCGGGUUGUUGGACAUGGCAGCUCUGCAGCGCUGCUUUCUGCUCUUUAUCAUCCUCUUUAUCGUUCUCACAUCUACUCUGCAAAGCAUGAGCGAGAUCACAGAGCCUGUUGUGUUGGGGCUCGGAGCUAGUAGAAACAGGAGUGUGUGGAAGCACCUGCGGGGUUUAUCUAUGUGUGGCUUUCUGCUGCUGUUUCCUGGAUUCAUGGCCUACAAGAUCUCUCAGUUUUUCAACAUGGAUUUCUGGCUGCUGAUCUUGGUCUCUAGCUGUAUGCUCACAUCGCUGCAGGUGACAGGCACUCUUCUGAUCUACAGCCUGUUCAUGGUGGAGGUCUGGCGCGGCGCGGCCCUGCCCGGACUGGAUGAGAUAGUGUAUUAUGUGAAUGGAGUGUGUCGGGUGCUGGAGUUUGCCGUGGCUGUGUGUGUUGUGGCGUACGGGGCGUGGGAGUCACUGUGGGGGGAGUGGAGCUGGAUGGGAGCGUCCGUCAUCAUCAUCCACUCCUACUGCAAUGUGUGGCUCCGUGCCCAGGCUGGCUGGAAAAGCUUCUUGCUUAGACAAGAAGCUGCACGCAAAAUCAAUGUACUUCCACGGGCCAGCGCGGAGCAGCUGCAGGACCACAAUGAUGUCUGCGCCAUCUGCUUCCAGGAUAUGACAUCAGCAGUGAUCACAUACUGCGGUCAUUUCUUCCAUGGCAACUGUUUGAGGAAGUGGCUUUAUGUGCAAGAGACAUGCCCCAUGUGCCACGCCUCCGUCAAACCCUCCUCGGCUAGUCCCACGGCUGCAGCGGGCGGAGCUCCGCCGCCCCACCAGAGCCCACCUCCGUCAGAGCAACAGCCCUCUCCCGAGAGCCCUCAGGAGGAAGAGGAGGGAGACGACGUCUGCUCCGCGGAGACAAAUUGCGACGAGCCCGAAAGCAAACUCUCAAGCUCUGAGAGGAAUCGUAGCGAGGAGAGUUUCCCACACGUGCACUUCGGUGCGAACGGCGAUUCCCGGGGCGUUCCCAGCUGCUCACGGCACGGGGGCCCGGAAGCGGCUCCUCAAGAGCUUAGAGAAGCGGACUGAAACCGAAGCUCAGCCGGGGGAAGUGUUAAUCGGAGAAACUGCCAUGGCAACGAGACGUACUGACAGUGGCAGAGAAAACGGGACACGCUGAAAGGAAGCCAUAACAACAGAGGGUUACAAAUAAUAGAGACAGAGAUGCUGCAAAAGCCUGCAGGUGCGUCACUCGCUCGGAAGACGUCCUGCUGAUUUCGGGCUAGGACUAAGCUGACCCCAGCACCUCCGCGGCAUUAGAUCAUAGUUACCAAAUGAUAUUCAUUUCGGAGAAUCUCUCCUUGACGUUUGUUAAGAUUUAGAGCCGGAUAAUUCAGUGAUGAUCGUCCAGUUCUAAGGAAGACGUGAAGUAAUGGGUGUAUUACAAACAAAUUCCUGUUGGCAGCAACUAAUUCUGUGAUUUUGUUUUAUUUUUGUCAUUUGGGCCUUUUCUGUUGAGUUGUUUCCGAUGCAGGUUAUGGGACGUGUGGAUUUCAUUCAUUCAUUAAUUUGUUCGUGAUGCAGAUCUGUUGAUAUCUGUGCCUCUGACUUCUCUGUAUUGCUCCAUUGCGUGCUUUUUGUUUGAACUGACUUUAUGUAGUUGUAAUAAAGAAGUCAUGGUGGUUAUUCUCUCA